Ruditapes philippinarum (Manila clam) is the source of this 1383-nucleotide messenger RNA. RefSeq lists its product as uncharacterized. Lineage: Eukaryota; Metazoa; Mollusca; Bivalvia; Venerida; Veneridae. The record is from RefSeq and is a predicted model, not a curated record. The coding region runs from base 63 to 1184 and encodes 373 amino acids. The transcript is spliced from 9 exons.
UAGUAAGUAUACAGAUUGAUAAAGAUUAUUUCGAUAACAAUUAUUGUUCAUAGGAAAACACCAUGGCCGAUAUUAAAAGUUACUCGGGAUUUACUGGGGAACGUUUCCCUGAAAAGUUUGAUAUUCGGGCUAUGCCAAAGCAACCAAAGGUACUAAAACCCGGUCAGCUUCCAGAGGAUGAAAUCAGGAAUUAUUUUACAAAGGGAUAUUUGGUGGUAAAAGAUUACUUCACUGCCUCAGACCUAGAGCCGGUGAAAGAAGCCAUAAACCAGUAUGUGGACAUACUCGCAAACAAACUUUAUAAGGCUGGCAAAGUUAAAGAUUUAUACAAAGAUCAUGGUUACCGAGAUAGACUAUGUAAGCUAGAGGAAGACUUCCCGGGUGCAAACAUUCUAUGCUUUAAACAGAUGGGCAAGGUCCCAAAGGCACUUAAGGAUUUAUGGUCUAACGAGCGACUAUUAAACCUUGUUGAACAGUUGAUUGGUCCUGAUAUCGCGGGAAAUCCCGUCUGGAACCUCAGAACAAAAACGCCGAAAAAUGAGGCAACAACGGUUCCAUGGCAUCAAGAUUGCUCCUAUACGGACAAUAGCUCCUAUAAUAUGCUAGUUCCUACCGCGUGGAUUCCUUUCCUCGAUACUGACGAGAACAAUGGGUGUUUACAGAUGAUUGAGAAUGGUCACGAGAAAGGAUUGGUUGCUAGGCAUCAGUGUUGCUGGGGAGGCACCUGGUAUACAAUGCUUGAUGACGAAGAAAUGAAAAACACAUUAGGAAUCGACAUAGAAAAACAGUUGAAAACGUUACCAAUAAAAUACGGCAGUAUGGUUUUAUUUAACAACGUGAUACCACAUCGCAGCCUUGAUAAUCUGUCCGAUCACGUGCGCUGGAGUGUUGACUUGAGAUGGCAGCGGUCUUCAGACCCGGCUGGUUUCUACGGGCUUAAAGACGCUGUUGUUAUGAGAUCAUCUACGGACCCGGACUUAAAAAUAGACUGGGACAGUUUCGAUUCUAUAAAUAGACACGAGGCACAGGACAACAUGCUAAAGGAGGAAGAAAUGGCUAAAUCAGUUCCGCAAACUGACCCGGAUUUCGAUACCAGAGUUUUAGGCCCUUGGAUGAAGAAAUGGGAAAUUGUGCAUAUGAACAGACACACGGAGGAGUUCGCACGGUCCGAGAAGGAUCUCUAGAGAGAGAAUAAAACAAUAAUUAUUUCCUAUGGUUUAUAUUUCAAGAAGAAUAUGUGUGUGCAAGAUGUAUUUUCAUGUGUGUUUAACUUGUAAUGGUUAAAUUAAUAUGACAGCUAUAUGUGUUGGAAAGCUGUGAGAUGGAAAGAGCUGUAGCCAAAUUUUAAUAUGUGCUUAUUUUGCUAAAAACGAAUAAAAAAAA